GGCGCCCUGCGGUCGCGCCCGUUAGUCAGCGGGCGGCCCGUUGUAGCUCCGCUGCGCUUCGGGCGCCGGAUUUGAAGAAGGAGAGCCCGGGGGGGGUGGUGACACGCGUGUCUUUGCCCGACGCUAUCCCGGCUCAGCGCUCGCCUGGGCUGGCUGAGGUUAAGAUGUCCUGGCUAACGAGGGGGGGGAAGUCAAGGGAGAAGGAGGAUCCGGAAAGCUCCCCAAACCGGGAAGAGAGGGGUCUGCUGGUACAGGCCAUGCUGGAGCACGGGGGAGACCCGUGGGACUCCGCGGUCGUUGGGCAGGAUCCCACCCUGAAAGCUGCGGAAAGGCACUGGCAGAAUUACGUGUCUGUCUACCAUCCCAAGGGGGAGAAGAAGUGCUCGGCCCUGCAGUGGUUGUUGUUCGGUCUAGCCCGGGUCUUGCAGGCGGCGGUGGAACAGAAGGAGGAGCGUAUCCAGAACCUGCAAAACGAUCUGCAGGGGGCUCGCAACGAAAUCCUGGCGCUGCGGUGCGACAGCUCGCUGCUGAGCGAGCAGGCCGAGGAGCUGCGCAAGCUGCGGGAAGAGCUGAGGGCGGCGGCGGUGGAGAAUGCCCAGCUGAGGAGCAAAGUGCAGUGCCUGGGCACCCUGCUGUCCCUGGGGAAGGGUUUGGAUCGGAGCGUGGUGGCGGCUCUCAACUUGGACCCAGCGGGGUGGGACAGGGACAGCUGGAGCUCGGGGGCGCAGAAAGAGUCGCCGGCGCAAGGAGCAGGCACUGCGGGCGAUAAGAAAGCAAAGCUGGCGGAGGGAGAUGGAGGCCAGGGAGAGGGGGAUAUGUCCAGGAAAGAGAAGGCUUGGAGGAAGCGGAAGGAGGGCUGGCCCUUGUGGGUGAACCGAAUGUGGACGUUGGAGCAGUGCACUCCUUUCACGCACGAGGCGGCGAAGCAGGUGGUGACCGCCAUUGGGCUGCCGUGGCCCAAGGUGGGGGCCGUUAUCAGAGCCCUGCCUGCCGGUGAGGUGUCGGGGGGGGAGAUCUUAAGGCUGGUGAUCCGAAAUUUGGGAGAGUAUGAGCCUCUCAAAGAUAACAUGGAGGGGGCACCCUGGAGAGACGUCCAGGAGGCGUCGGCCUAUGUGUGUGGGAAUGUCUUACUCCGGGUGUUAAAGCAAAGGGAGACACUGGUGACCCCUGACUUUGACAUCUUUGGGGUGAAGGUGGAGCAGGGGGACGUGGGGGUGCUAGCCUGCCGUGCUCCUGAGCUGCACAAAGGGUUUUUCAUCAGUCUGGGGUCUACUUUAAUUGGCCGCCCGCUUGGUGAAUGCAUGGCUACCUUGGAAAACAUGGGGACCCUAAUAGGAGCUGAGGGGAAAGGGAUGGCAAAGAGGGAUGGGCUGGGGGCAAAAAGGAGGAAAUACAUUCCGAGGGGGACAAUUUGGAGGUAUUUAAUAAGCCAGGGGGUGAAUGAAGGAGAGCUAGAUAGUCAGCCCACAGGAGUUUUACUUGCCAAAAUGAAGAAAAUCAUUCAGGAAAAGGGGAUGAAGCAAGAGGAGAUGUGGGAAAAACUGAAGCAGAUGAAUCUAUCAGCUCCUCCCCCUAUCUCCUUAGGGCACCUUAAAGAUUAGGAGUCCCAACCCCUGGUGUCAGUGGGGUUAACCUCCACCACACUGACCUGGUGUGCAGGGGGAAGUGGCUGUGUGGAGGUAUGUCUGUAGAAGGGGAGGGGGGGGGGAGAUUAAGUUACUUUAAUUGCUAUGGGAUUGGAGACAACAUUAUUAGAUUAUAAGGGUCUUCCACUCCUGGCUAAAUCCAUCUGGAUAUUGGGAGUGAGGAGGGAAAAAGAAGUAGAAGCCCGGUUGUGGGUAGGGGAGGGUAAACUGGAUGGGUGGAUAAUUCUGGUAAAAACAUUUUAGGAAUGGAUUUCCUGUCUCAGUUUAAAGUAAAUCUGUCCAAGGGAAAACUGUAUAGUGCUGCUGCUGCCUCAGGAAGUGAAACGAUCACAGGAGUCCCCAAGUCAGUGAAGUGCUGGUCUAAAACUAAAACAGAAACAGGGGUAGUAAAUGAAGAGUAUGAGGUUGUUCCAGACAGAGAUCCCCUCUUCCUAUCCCAGUACCCAUAUGGUGCUGAAGCACAGAAGGGUCACGAGGAGGCUCAGGGGGUGCAACAAAGGCUGAAUAGGUUGGGAUUUUAAAUCUAUGUUUGCAAUUUCUGUGGGAGUCCAGAGGUGUGGGGUAUGUGGAUGGUGGCAACCCCUUGCAACUUUGGGGGGGAUGGCCUAGACAAUCUUUAAAGGCCCCUUCCAACCCAAGCCAUUCUGUGAAUUGUAAAUCCACAUUGGGUUAUGCCUUUGACCCCAGGAGUGGACACCACUUAACAGUGGCGAAUUGAUUAUGUGGACCCCUUCAAGAGGUUAAGGGAGGGUUUGGAUCAGUUUGUAUUUAUUGCUAUUGACAGAACAGCAAGAUGGACAGAGACGAUGGCAUUGUCUGAGGCUACUGCUAACACCAUGGUACGGAGUUUAAGUAAAGUGUUGAAUGCGUGCGGUCCCCCAGUCUUAACUGAUUCACAUAAAGGGAACCACUUGACAGAUGCACCAGUCAGAAGUUCCUGAAAGGGCUAGGGGUGCAUCAGUUAUCUCACGUUUCCUACCACCCACAGUCCUCCAGGAUACUAGAGAGAACAAAUAGACCCGUCAAGGUGAGAUAGAAGCUAAUUUCUGAAGAAAAAAGGACUAAGCUGGAGCACUUCUGUUUGUGUGCUGGAGCAAAGAGCCCACCGGGUGUUACCGCAGCCCUUAUGAGCUGGUCUGGCCCUGCCACACAGACCGGUACCCUCUGUGGCGAUGUCAGUAACCAGCCGUGCGCCUCCGAUACUGGUUCGGUCAGUGGGGAGCACGGGCUCACGGCUGCUCUCCAGCGUCACACAGCUGUGGAGCAGCAUGCCAAUAUAAAGCAACAUAAAAAUCGACCCCCCACUAGGAAAUGUGGUCCUAUCCACACCCCAGGUAUGAAGGGGAAGGCCCAGAGAAUAUUUAGGGGUGAAUGUGGCUCCUGGGUUGGGAAACACAGAACUAAUUGGAAACAAAGAAGUUGGGGGGGGGGGGGGAUGUUCAUGGGUAGAUGGGGCCCACUGCCAACAAAUCGGAGAGAAUGUUUCUAACUAACACGUAAGUAAGAUUGGUUUUCAGGAUCAAAUGUGGCUGUGAGAUGAAUCACAGGUGUGGACCACAGAGAGCCUCACCAAAACCAUCUUCUUCGAGGUGCUCGUUGUCGUGUUAAGACAGCAUCGGGAAUACUGUUAAAGCAUUGCAGGCCCUGUUCAGUGUGUUCUGCUGGCUUCUAGGUAGUCUCUAUCCUUGAAGAUACUCAAAAGCUAUCUGGAGACAGUCCCUGGCAGCUGGCUCUAGAUGACCCAGUUUGAGCAGGGGGUUGGGCCAGAUAAUCUCAAGAGGUCCCUUUCAACCUCAACCAUUCUGUGAUUUGUUCUAUGAAAAUGGCAGCAAUUUUGAAUCAUAUACAAGUUAAAUGGGUAACAAACCUUGGAUUGUUGUCUGAUGCAACAGCAAUGAUAACUACCUGGGAUAAUCAAAUAUGGCACAUGGUGAAAGCAACUGCCAAGUUAAACGAAACGUGCCAACUCUAUGGGAUUAAACUCAAUAAUAUCUCUGUCUAUUGUACUUGAACUCAAUUGUUAUCUAUUACAACAGCUUUUUCAGAUGGAUUUGCUCUGAUCUCGUAACAACAAAGAGAUCCAAUGUUACAAGUGAAGUUUCACCAACUGCUGUUGCAAAUGGACACCUAAAUGGAAUGUGUGUACUAGUUCUGUACAGCCAGCUGUGCUCCUGGGCCACAGGAGGAUAUCGUCACCCGUCAGUGGAGCAAGUCAGCCUGGGAACACCAGUGGUGUUUGGUAGCAGUGCAGGCUGUAUACGCAUCGCCUCACCUGCAGUGGGAGAAUAACAUGACUUUGGUGGCUCCGGGAGAAGACCAAAGAUGUGACAUUACAUCCAUUGGCGGUGUACCUUCAUUUGCCUAUUCUCAAAAGCCGGGUUUUGUUCCAGACCGAGGGACCAAUGACGUCUGUCUGGGAGCUGAGAGGCCUCGCUGGGAUAAGGUGUUAGGACAAUGUGACAGCAUACAGAAGAGAACCAAGAAACCAGAGAGCAGACAAGUUGCAAGCCAGAGGACCGGCCACCUUGGCAAGUAAGGAACUGUCAGAACCGGAGACUGAAAUUGUGAACUGUAUGUCAUUGGUAUGAUGUAUCCAUGGGUUGGUUUCCAAAAGCUACUGGUAUGCAGCACUUAAUCCUGUACUUGUUAAUAGUUAUAAGUCAUGUUAUUCUUUAUUCUUCUAUAUAUGCUUUGCUUGUUUCAAAAGGAAAGAAUGAUCUCACGUGCCCAGUUGAACACCUUACGUGCAUUGCUAGCCUAACACUUGUGGUGGCUUCCAGCCGGAAGGGAUUGAGCUUAUGGGCACCCAGAGUGGUCUGAAUGUCCUCGCAGGAGGUCAGGCAGAUCAGGAGGUGGCUUGUGAGCAAGAGGUCCUGCUGGAGCCUGCAGCCCCACAGAGCUGAGGCCUCGGCAGUGCUGGCAGAAGGGUGACAAGUGCCUCUGCUGCUGUUCUCUGGCAUGUAAACUGUCAGCUUGCACUGGGAUCAAGGCUAAUGUGGAAUAGUUGUGUCUAGUAAACACAGGAGGUAAACUAAACCCAAUGGGACAACCAUGAGUGAGUCAUGGGGAGCCAGGCUGCCCACAGUGGGUAUCCUGGUGCCAGUAACACCACAUAAGGCUGUGACUGCCUGGUUAAUGGCAUAAAAAAUGGCACAGUUAGGUAUGGCUGUAGCAAAAUCAGAACCAAUUGGGAUGAAGUAAUGGGGGGCAGGUUGUUUGUUUGGGAGGGAUUUGGGUGGAGGAGAAGAGGUGGCAAAAAGGUGGGCCCUGAUGCCAAAGAAUGAAGGAUGAGGUAUGAAGUCCACCGAAGAUGACCAGAGGGCUCCUGCUCAUGGUAGGAGUGUGGAAGCCUACAGCUGGUAGCAACACUGACCUGCAGACUCAAAGGCCGGGGAGGCUGGAAGGCAUCGCCUGGGAUAAUCCACUGGACUCGCUCUAUCAGGUCUCUCUGGCUGUAUAUGGUGGUGUGGGGGGACAGACCUGCACCUUGGGACUUAGAAAACUGUCAUUGAGGAUUGGCUCUGUGUGAGACUCAUUAAGUCCGAGAUCAAGAGCUUGUAACUUCGUAGCUGUGCCUUACAAUUUGCAUAAAUAUGUAAGUUGAUCUGUGGUACGGUACUUAGGUUAUUGAUUAUUUUCCUGUUUUGCUAGUUUCCUCAUAGUGUGUUCACCGGUCAAUAAACAGCGUGCCUCAGUUA
Tyto alba (common barn owl) is the source of this 5344-nucleotide messenger RNA. RefSeq lists its product as uncharacterized. The record is from RefSeq and is a predicted model, not a curated record. NCBI's taxonomy places the organism in Eukaryota, Metazoa, Chordata, Aves, Strigiformes, Tytonidae. The transcript has 2 exons. Bases 165 to 1601 code for a protein of 478 amino acids.